AUGAAGAAAAAAAUAGUUGAACAAAAAAGAUCAAUUUUUUAUCAAGAACAGAUACAAGAAGAAAAUUCAUCAUUAAAUAACUUUAAAAUACCGGAGUCCUGUAAAAAUGCAAAAAUGACGGAACCACAUAAAAAGACAAAAACGACGGAACCACAUAAAAAUACAAAAACGACGGAACCACAUAAAAAUACAAAAAUGACGGAGCCACAUAAAAAUACUGCAUCUUUAAAAGAACCACGUAAAAGUGCAAAAAUGACGGAGCCACAUAAAAAUACUGCAUCUUUUAAAGAACCACGUAAAAGUGCAAAAUUAACGGAACAAUCUGAAAAUAAAAAAAUUACGGAAUCACAUAAAAAUAAAAAAAUGACGGAACCACAUAAAAAUAUUGCAUCUUUAAAAGAAUCACAUAGAAAUAAAAAGCUUAUAAAAAAACAAAAGCGAAAUGCUGAUAUAAAAGCUGGAAUAAAAAAAAAGAAAAUUGAAGAUAAUACAAAAGAACAAAAUAACAAUUCCCUUACAAAAACAGGACAAAUACAAAAAACCAGUACAGAUGCUUUGUCGAAAAAAAAUAAAUCAGAAGGUAUUGGUGUCAAAUUGUCAAAGCUGGAAAAAGAACUUCUACACAAAGGAACUAUUAAAGAUAAAAUUAAUCUUUUAACACUUCUUGUGGAGAAAAAUCCAUCAGAAUUUAAUUAUAAAAAUUUAUUAUUUUACACAGAGAACCAAAGAAAUGAUAUUAUUUAUCUAACUCUAAAAAAUAUUAAAGACUUAUUACUUUCUAAGGGUGUCCCGGAGAGUAAUUAUAUAAAACAAAGAAUUACAAAAUGUUUUGAGAUAAAUGUUAAAAAUACUUUUAUAAAGACAAAGGUUAUAAGAUUAGUUUAUGAUUUACUUAAAAAUGAUAUCCUUUUUUUAGAUUUAAUAUAUUCGUUUAUAAAUAAAAUUGGUGAUAAAAAAGAAAUAGAAGCAUAUAUUUGCGAAAAUCUUAGGCCAUUGUUUUUCAUUAACGAAGAGGCCAUAUUAUAUAAUAUCGAAGAUUUUAUUUGUAAAAAUAUGAAUUUUAAGUGUAUUAAUUCUAUAUUAAAAUUUUUAAGAUGUGUAUCGCCAACUGAUAAAUGUAAAAUGAUCGAAAUUUAUAAAUUGAUCUUAGAUCACAUUUCUGAAUUUAAGGAUGAACAAAAAAAUAUUAUUUUAGAGCGUAGUCUUGAGCAGUUUAGUGCUCUAUUAGAGGAAAUUGAUGAUCCUACCAUUUUUGUUAACAAAGAAAUCGAAGAUCUUAUAAAAGUAUCUUAUGCAACAGAUAAGAUGGCCUUUAGUGGUGUAAAAAUAUUAUUUAGAUGUCAAUGUAAGAUUUUGAAGCCUUUUAUUGUUCAACUGUUAAAAAAUCACAUAUUUUUUAAUUUUAAAGAUAUUAGAAAUGUAUUUCAAUUUAUUUUACAAAUUUAUAAAAAAGAUAAAGAUAAUGAAUUUAUAAAAAAUAUACUUAGUAGUAUUAUAUUUUAUAAAAAAGAUUUAUUAAUAGCAAUUCUACUUUUGUGCGCAAAAAAUAGAAUAUCUAAUGUUAGUGUAUUAGAAAUAUUAAAAAAUCAUUAUUCCAAUAUUGUGCGAAAAAUGGUAAAUUCAAUUCUAACAAAAGAAUACAAUGUGAUAGAAAUCAAUCCAUUUGAUAAAUUACAAUUAGAAGCAUACGAAGAAGUUUAUAAAUAA
Messenger RNA from Vairimorpha ceranae, 1707 nucleotides. Its product is annotated as nucleic-acid-binding protein. NCBI's taxonomy places the organism in Eukaryota, Fungi, Microsporidia, Nosematidae. The record is from RefSeq and is a predicted model, not a curated record. The transcript has a single exon. Bases 1 to 1707 code for a protein of 568 amino acids.